Messenger RNA from Triticum dicoccoides, 2691 nucleotides. Its product is annotated as putative disease resistance protein RGA4. The coding region runs from base 1 to 2691 and encodes 896 amino acids. Gene Ontology annotation, molecular function: ADP binding. The transcript is spliced from 2 exons. Lineage: Eukaryota; Viridiplantae; Streptophyta; Magnoliopsida; Poales; Poaceae. The record is from RefSeq and is a predicted model, not a curated record.
AUGGCCUUGGGAGCAUUCAAAGCAAUUGCUAGUGUGUUUGCCGACAUCAAUGCGUGCCAUGACUUCUUUACCUGGGUCACACCAGGCAUCGUAAAGGCUAGACAUCAGCUGCUAGCCCAAGACAAUAUGGCUUCCCACCACCAGAUUUGUGAGGUGAGGGAUCAGCUUUGGCAGCUGGAGAACGACCUAUGGAAGCUCCGAACAACUGUGGCGCCCAAGAUGCUUGACCUCAUUGAUCGGGUCGAGUGGCAGAGCCAUAAGAAACCAGCAGCUGACCUCCUCCCGCAUAUCGAGGAUGUAGUGUAUGAUGCUGAGGACCUCCUCGAUGAGUUUGAUUAUUAUGCGAUCAAGUUGCGGGUUGAGCAGAGCAAGAAUUCUGACCAAGUUCACAUGGAAGCUGCCUUUCUGCAGUUCUACAACAGUAUCAAGGAGGACUGUGGCCACUUCAACAAAGUGAAUGAAAUUCAAGUUAAGCUAGAUCAUUUAUAUGAACAGUCCAGGGACUUGGGCUUCCAUCAAGCACCACAGAGGUUUGACAGAUCUAUCAGGCCAGAAACAUGUUCUUUCUCUGAUGAGCCACAAAUAUUUGGUCGUGAAAAAGAACGGAAGCAGUUGGUGCAGAAGCUAGGAGUGCGUGCACACAAGAGAGGCAGGGCUGAUGGUAAAGAGAGAAUGGUGGAGUUGCCUGUGUUGCCAAUCGUUGGCCUAGGGGGUGUCGGGAAGACAACCAUGGCUCAACAAAUCUGUAAUGAUGCAAAGGUGAAGCUACAUUUUGACUGCAUAAUUUGGACAUGUGUUUCAGAUGAUUUUGACAUAAAGAGGUUAACUAGAGAGAUUUUGCAGCAUUUCGGAAAGGAUACACCACCUGAUACUAAUCUGAACAUCCUAAUGACAAAUCUAGCUACUAAUCUCAAGUCAAAAAAGUUCUUACUUGUCCUUGAUGACAUGUGGGAUGAUAUCUUGAAAAAAGGCAGGGUGGUAUGGAAGAGAUUUUGUAAACCUUUGGAAAAUGGUCUUCAGGGAAGUGUGAUUUUGGUCACCACUAGAUCUUCCGAGGUUGCUGAUCUAGUCGGUACCAUGAACCACAACGAAUUAGCGGGUUUGCCAGAUGAUAUUUUGUGGAAUUUCUUCAAACUACAAGCAUUUGGAUCCCAGAGUUCUUGCAAUGACCCAGAGUUGGAGAACAUAGGUAAAGCUAUACUUCCAAAGUUGAAAGGUUCUCCUUUAGCUGCCAAAACUCUUGGACGCUUGUUGAAUAGGGACAUAAACACAAGACACUGGAAAUAUAUACUAGAAAGUGAGCUCUGGCAAUUAGAACAAGAUGCGACCGACAUUUUGCCAGCCCUUCGGCUCAGCUAUAUGUACCUACCACCACAUUUGAAGAGAUGCUUCUCAAUUUGUGCAUUAUAUCCGAAGGAUCACAUAUUUGGGAAGGAGUUUUUAGUCAACAUUUGGACAUCACAUGGGUAUGUGCAACCUCAAGGUGCAUCCUUUUGCUUUGAUGACCUUGCAAAUCGGUCAUUCUUUCAAAGAGAUAAUGUUGGCUACUCUGAAUUGAAGAGCAUAUGCAACAAGAAAAAAUUGCGGUCCCUGGUUUGGUAUGGUCACAGUCCAACCAAUUUUGCGGCAGUGAUUGACUCUUGGUUCAGGGAACUCUUGAAAAUUUGUGUAUUGAUUUUUGAGGCUUUCAGAGUAAGAGAGCUACCUGAGAGCAUGGGCAGUUCAAAGCAUCUGCGUUACCUUUGUUUAAACGGAUGUUCAUAUACUCUUAUUCUCCCCUCAUCGAUUCAUUGCCUACUUCAUCUCAAAACAAUAGAAGUUGGUGAUUGUGAGUUUAAAAGCUUCCCUCAAGGCUUUAGUGAUGUCAUCAGCUUACAGAAAAUUAAAUCAGUGCAUCUUGAUUAUAACAAGGACCACUCUGACAGACUCUGUCUAAAUUGGCUACUUGGUGGAAUUAGUGGUGAGAAGCAGGUACAGAUGAUGGAACAAUUACCUCAUUGGAAUCUCCAACAUCUGAUCAUAAAGGAUUACGCAGGUGGAUCGUGUCCUUCCUGGCUCCGGCCUAAUCUCCUGCCAAGGUUACGUCAACUUAAAUUCAUUUCAUGCUGUAACAUUCAGAACAUACCGUUCUUUGAACCACUCUAUCAUGAAGAAAUGUCAGACAACCUUCAUCAUCUUCAAGAGUUAUAUAUCGACAAUUGUAAUUCCCUUACAUCUAUUGGAGUCUCUGCAGCAAGCGGCAGCAGUAGCAGCAGUGUUGGAGAAUUAUCAUCCUUUGCUAGACUAAUUAUUAUCGGGUGCGGAGGAUUAUUUAGUCUUGAUGAAUUCCUAAAACCAGAUUAUGUACCUGCCUUGAAGACCAUUCUUAUUCAAUCUUGUCCAGAGUUGACGUCGCUUCCGGCUAAUAGGCUGCACGGUUUUUCUUGUUUGAAUGAGAUUUCUAUUGAUUAUUGUCCUAAGUUGAAUACCCAAAGGGAAAUGAUAUUACCAUCCUCUCUUAAGAAUCUCUGGCUGAUGCAAUGUGGAGGAAUAGAAACCAUCAACUUCCGCCAGUUGGGGAGUUCUCCAGCACUGAAAGGACUGUCUAUUGUAGAUUGCCCAGACUUCAGGUCGAUUGAUGUUGCAAUAAAUGUUGCAUAUUUCUUGUUGUCCCCAGUUGACAGAAAUACAACAACCUUUUCAACAGGGUGA